AUGAUCCGGCAGUUUCAGGCCUGCUGUCUUGUCCUGCUGUUCCUGGUUGGCUUUGCUCAGCAGACCCUAAAGCCUCAAAAUAGGAAGGUGGAUUGCAACAAAGGAGUGACAGGCACCAUCUAUGAGUAUGGAGCCCUCACCCUGAACGGUGAGGAGUACAUCCAGUUCAAGCAGUUUGCAGGCAAGCACGUCCUGUUUGUCAAUGUAGCCACCUAUUGAGGCUUGGCAGCUCAGUAUCCUGAACUGAAUGCACUACAGGAGGAGCUGAAGAAUUUUGGUGUCGUUGUGUUGGCCUUUCCCUGCAACCAGUUUGGAAAACAAGAACCAGGAACAAACUCAGAAAUACUUCUUGGACUCAAGUAUGUGCGUCCAGGUAGUGGCUUUGUCCCUAAUUUCCAGCUCUUUGAGAAAGGGGAUGUGAAUGGAGAAAAAGAACAGAAGGUCUUUACUUUCCUGAAGAACUCCUGCCCUCCAACCUCUGAUCUUUUGGGCUCAUCAAGCCAGCUCUUCUGGGAGCCCAUGAAAGUCCAUGACAUCCGCUGGAACUUUGAGAAAUUUCUGGUGGGGCCCGAUGGAGUCCCUGUCAUGCGCUGGUUCCACCGGGCUCCAGUCAGCACAGUCAAAUCAGACAUCCUGGAGUACCUACAGCAGUUCAAUGCCCACUAG
Molecule: messenger RNA, 666 nt
Organism: Mandrillus leucophaeus (drill)
Lineage: Eukaryota; Metazoa; Chordata; Mammalia; Primates; Cercopithecidae
Gene: GPX6
Product: glutathione peroxidase 6
Exons: 5
Biological process (GO): response to oxidative stress
Molecular function (GO): glutathione peroxidase activity
Source: RefSeq, a predicted model, not a curated record